Orbicella faveolata is the source of this 1237-nucleotide messenger RNA. RefSeq names its product huntingtin-interacting protein 1-like. Gene Ontology annotation, cellular component: clathrin-coated vesicle; cortical actin cytoskeleton. Lineage: Eukaryota; Metazoa; Cnidaria; Anthozoa; Scleractinia; Merulinidae. Gene Ontology annotation, biological process: endocytosis; actin filament organization; clathrin coat assembly. The record is from RefSeq and is a predicted model, not a curated record. Gene Ontology annotation, molecular function: phosphatidylinositol-3,5-bisphosphate binding; clathrin-cargo adaptor activity; actin filament binding.
GCUAACACAGAAUCCUCCAUCCUUCACAUUAUCUGAGCCCAAGCCAGCUUUGUUAAGAUCUACAAGUGAUGAGGGUCCUUUGCGUAAGCUAGCACCAACUGAAGACUUUAAGCGUCAGAGCUUGAUGGAGCCACUUACUGUUCCCCUAACAGAACCAUUGCUUCAAACAACUCCUCAGACUCCAGAGGCCGACAUUUUAGGGAUCAACUCUACAGAUGAACCUAUACCUGAUAACAGGGACCUAAUAAUCUAUCAGCUGCGAGCGGAAAUUGCUGAACUAAAGCUGGCCUUAGAACGUCAAAAAAAUGAUGCAAAGGCUAUUGAGGACUCUCUACGUUCAGAAAUAGGGAGGCUCAGAGAUGAACUGAAUGAGUACAAGACGAUUGCAGAAAAAGCCUGUGAGGAGAAUGUUUUGUUAAGGAAAGACCUUGAGAGUAAAGAGGAUGACAAGAAAGACCAGAAAGGCCCAGCUGAAGAGAAAUUUAACAAGCUUAAAGGAAUGUAUGGGAAACUGCGAGAAGAACACAUACAGCUUUUAAGAACUAAUGCUGAAGUGAAGCAAAAACUGGGUGCAUCUGAAAAGGAAAAGGAGGAAUUGAGUCAAGCAAAUGAAAGACUACAACAGGAAGUGGAUGAUAAGUCAACAGAACUUCUUCAAGUGUUUCAAAAAGCUGAAAUGGCUGAGCAGGACGGGAAGAGAGCUGGAGACGAGAUCGAAAGACUGACAAAGGAGCGUGAUGAAAAGAUUUCAUCUCUAAUGGCGGAGGUCAAAGCCUUGAAACAGGAAAAAGGUGAUGCGGAAGAAGCAAGGAAAGUGGCUGAAGAACAGAUAGAAAAAAUGAAAAAAGAUCAUGAAGAAAAGGUUUUCAUUUUUGUUUCUACUUUUUGUUGCUGUUGUAGGUGAUUUCUUUGUCCUGGUAGAAUGACCAACAUCAUAAACUUAAUGAAUCAAUUUUUCUCGGGAAAACAGUUUUGUUUUCCUGAGAACCUCGAGGUUUCCCGAGACGAAUUUCUAUGUUGCUGGAUUUUAGUGUAAACUUAUUAGGCAAGAAUAAUUUCUCCCAAACUAACCUCUGGUUAAUAGACCUGUUCGUGGGAUAGUGGGUGCCAGUUACUUUACCUGCUGCCUGCCAGGCGACAUUUAGAAUUUUCUGUAGUUUGAGAUUCUUCAAACUUAAAACUGAUGGACAUCCAAUAAAAACAGAAACCUCACCGAAAAGUUACAAAACUGAAAUCA